UUUUUGUUUUGUAUACGAUACGUCAAAUGGUGCAAAUUUCUUCUGCGCGAUCUUGUUGGUGACAUUGGAAUUAGAAUAUUAAUUUCAUAAAAAAAUCUAGAAAAACUAUACAACAAUGACCGAGGUGUUGAGCAAUAGCACUACCGAUAAGGUAUCGGCGCUAGUAAAAGAGGCGGAGGCAUUGAAAGCCAAACUUGAAGAAGAAAGACAGAAAUUGAAUGAUGUUACUUUGUCUUCCGUGGCAGAGCGACUCGAAGUGAUCCCAUAUCUCAAUAUAAAGCCACGACGAGUACUGAAAGGCCAUCAAGCUAAAGUGCUUUGUUCUGAUUGGUCCCCGGACAAAAGGCACAUUGUAUCUUCUUCCCAAGACGGGAAACUAAUUAUCUGGGAUGCUUUUACCAAUUACAAGGAACAUGCAGUCACAAUGCCUACCACCUGGGUGAUGGGAUGCUCGUACGCUCCAUCUGGCAAUCUUGUUGCCUGCGGAGGUUUAGAUAAUAAAGUUACCGUAUAUCCGUUAACAAUGGAUGAGGACAUAUCGUCACGGAAGAAAACUGUCGGAACCCACACGAGCUACAUGUCAUGUUGCAUUUUCCCAAACUCGGACCAACAAAUUCUGACCGGAAGCGGAGAUUCUACGUGCGCCUUGUGGGAUGUCGAAUCCGGACAACUAUUGCAAAGUUUCCACGGUCACACCGGCGAUGUUAUGUCAAUCGACUUAGCUCCAAAUGAAACGGGCAAUACGUUCGUUUCCGGCAGCUGUGACAAAAUGGCUUUUAUUUGGGACAUGCGAUCCGGUCACGUUGUGCAAUCUUUUGAAGGUCAUCAAUCGGAUGUGAACAGUGUGAAAUUUCAUCCUAGCGGGGAUGCCAUCAGCACUGGUUCUGACGAUAGUACUUGCCGUUUAUUCGACAUGAGAGCUGAUAAGGAAGUGGCUGUUUUCUGUAAGGAUAGCAUAAUCUUUGGAGUCAAUUCAGUCGAUUUUUCGGUCAGCGGAAGACUGUUGUUCGCCGGAUACAACGAUUAUACUGUAAAUGUUUGGGAUACUUUGAAAGCACAACGCGUGUGCUUGCUAUACGGACAUGAGAACAAAGUAUCAUGCUUGCAAGUAUCACCUGAUGGGACAGCUCUAUCAACUGGAAGUUGGGAUUUCACUUUAAGAAUAUGGGCUUAAGUAACCAAUGUGCAUCUCUAUUUCAUUAUAACCAAAGAACUGUUUAUAAAGUCAUUAAAGCAUUUUAGUAUUUCUGAGGUAUAAAAUGUAACAAGUGAAUUAAAUGUGCACCCAAAGGGUUGAAAUCUAUUUAUCAUAGUCGAAAACUUGAUGUGCUUCUCAGUAGAUUUUAGCAUUCCGCAUGUAUCGUUCGAAAAUAAGGCAGUGCCAUAUUCAUAGUGUAAAUGUAUUUGAUCGAAGAGUAAAACGUGUUUAAUAAGUCACAAACAUAAAACAAUUUCACAAAUAUCAUAGCAUAACGUACAUCUAUCGCGAGUGUAUUUACUUCCUGGUAUUUAUUACCGGGUUAGAUUAACUAUUUUAUUGCUUUCGGUGCCAUAUUAAAUUAAAACAGCACAUUUAUUUCUACAGUAUUAUACUAAAAAAUAGCGAAACUAACGUAUGUCAUACUUGAAAUUGUUUUACUUUGUUAUCUACCAAAUUAGUUAAAAACUGUUCU
Messenger RNA from Toxorhynchites rutilus septentrionalis, 1673 nucleotides. RefSeq names its product guanine nucleotide-binding protein subunit beta-5 (gene Gbeta5). The transcript is spliced from 5 exons. Gene Ontology annotation, biological process: G protein-coupled dopamine receptor signaling pathway; G protein-coupled receptor signaling pathway. Bases 116 to 1174 code for a protein of 352 amino acids. NCBI's taxonomy places the organism in Eukaryota, Metazoa, Arthropoda, Insecta, Diptera, Culicidae. Gene Ontology annotation, molecular function: signaling receptor complex adaptor activity; protein binding. The record is from RefSeq and is a predicted model, not a curated record. Gene Ontology annotation, cellular component: heterotrimeric G-protein complex; cytoplasm.